Colius striatus (speckled mousebird) is the source of this 2306-nucleotide messenger RNA. It is a transcript of the gene FAHD1, whose product is annotated as fumarylacetoacetate hydrolase domain containing 1. Gene Ontology annotation, molecular function: acetylpyruvate hydrolase activity. The record is from RefSeq and is a predicted model, not a curated record. The coding region runs from base 903 to 1574 and encodes 223 amino acids. Lineage: Eukaryota; Metazoa; Chordata; Aves; Coliiformes; Coliidae. Gene Ontology annotation, cellular component: mitochondrion. The transcript has a single exon.
ACAGAGACAGGCUCCAGCUGAGCAGAUACUGACCUACUUAGGGCUGUGACUCAGCUUAAAAACCUCGGCGCACCCCUGAGCCGGGAAAAGAGAAGAGCAAAACCACCGUCAAAUUCCCGAGCUGCCAGCCGGGCCGCCCCGCCCCGCCAGCCCCGGCGCCGGGUGCCUGCAGCUGCCCGGCUCCCCACAGGUCCCGGCCUUAGGGGCCACGGCGCACCCCUUCCCCGGUCCCAGCUGCGAGGAGGGCACCGCAGGUCCCCUCCGCCUCGGCACUGGCUGCAAGCAGGCCACUACACGGGCCCCAGCCCCGCUGCAAAGGGACAUCCCCUGCGCCCCCAGGGACGAGGCCCGGCCCCCCGCACCCCGGCCCGGCCGCAGCCAAGGCGCUGCCCGGCCCGGCGGCUCCUACCGGGGGCGUAUCCCCGGCGCCGGGCGAGCCGAGCCGAGCCGCACCGCCCGUCGCACGUACCGGCUCGGAGCAGGGCCCCAGCUCCCAGUGCCACCAGCGCGGUGCCGAGGCCCCGCCAGCCCCCGCCGAGCAUGGUGCGGCGCCCCGCCCGCUGCCCAGGCCCGGUUACCUUCGCUCCCCGCCCUCGGCCGGCCCCGGGAGGCGGCGGCGGCGGCGACCGGCACGGCCCGGCCCGGCCCCGGCCGGCGUGCGGCGGGGGCGGUGCUGCGCCCGGCCGGCCCCUUCCCUCCGGGUACUCUCUCGGCACGCCCGGGCCGGGCGGUUCGCUAGCACGGGUAAGGAGCGGAGGGGAGGGGGCUGCCCCGGGCAACCCGCAGCGGGCAGGGAGGAGAGCGGGGCCGGAGGAGAGGCAGAGGCGGCGGCGGGGCGCCGGGCCCGGUAAGGACAGCUCAAGGUCGGUCGCCCUCCCUGAGGAAGGAAGUCCGCUGCGGCCAUGGCCUCCUCCAAGCCCUUGUCCCGGUUUUGGGAGUGGGGCAGGAACAUCGUCUGUGUAGGGCGCAACUACGCGGAGCACGCCAAGGAGAUGGGCAGCGCGCUGCCCCGGGAGCCUCUCUUCUUCCUCAAGCCCUCCUCGGCCUACGUUCGUGAAGGCUCGCCCAUCCUCCGGCCCUACUACUGCAACAACCUGCACCACGAAGUGGAGCUGGGAGUGGUGAUCGGGAAGAGAGCCCAGGCCGUGUCCCAGGAGGCUGCCAUGGAGCACGUGGCAGGCUAUGCCCUCUGCCUGGACAUGACGGCCAGGGACACCCAGGAGGAGUGCAAAAAGAAAGGUCUGCCCUGGACCUUGGCUAAGGGGUUUGGUUCAUCAUGCCCAGUCAGUGACUUUGUGCCCAAAGAGAAGAUCCCAGACCCUCACAAGCUGAAGAUCUGGCUGAAGGUGAAUGGAAAGCUGAGGCAGGAGGGAGAGACCUCCUCCAUGAUCUUCUCUAUCCCAUACCUCAUCAGCUACAUCAGUGAAAUACUCCCUCUGGAAGAAGGGGAUUUGAUUCUGACAGGGUCUCCCAAAGGAGUUGGAUCUCUGCAGGAAAACGAUGAGAUAGAGGCCGGGAUAAGCGACAUCCUCUCCAUGCGGUUUAAGGUGGCACAACAAACACGUAGAGCCUGACAGGGACCCUGCCUGCAUAGGAGGAGGCUCUUCGGGGAGUAUCUGAUGAACGGAGAGACACAAAAACCGUCCUAAACACUCACAUGGCCCAAGCUGUAAUGGACUGUCAUGCAUCAAAGACACACAACCCAUGAACUCAAAAGGCAUUUGAAACAGCCCCAUUUCCGUGGAGGCUUCAGCCUGCUCCGUGGCUGUGAACCUGGAGGCUGCACCAGCUUGGGGCAGAUGGUUAAUGCCUAAACUGUACCUUGGAACCAGUAAUGGAGACAGCAUGUGGGGCAGCCAGGGAGGAGAGCUGGGCUGGCUGGUGCUGCGCCCGUGCAUCUCUUCUGUUGAUGUUCUGAACUUUGCCAGUUUAUUGCCUUAAGAUAAAAUCAUAAAUUCAACCAUUGAAAUGGUGAGGUAGGAGUGAAAGUUCACCCAUGCUAUGGAAAAUCAAAGAUGUAUGUGUAACAGUCAAGAGUUCCAGCUUAAGAAAGAAUUGCUCUCCUUGGGGUAUUCUGCAAGAAAAAGAUGUUUGCUUUUUAGAUUAGCUUCACGAUUCCUCUGUGCGCUUUUCACAUGUACAAAUGAAGUGAGGAUUGCUUUCCCUCCCGCUCUGAGGGCUGUAAUGCAGCAGGAAGUGUGCCAGAUGCUUGGCAGACUUUUUUUCCUAAGUUGAGCUUUAAAUAUGCUUCUAAAAGUGAAAUAAUAUGAAAGAUCAAGAAUAAAGCAGCUCAUUGGUAAAGAUCA